AGAAGAAGUCAUUCUGCAGCAGGUAAUCCCACUCUCCACCAUGAAGUUGCUGACUGUGUCCGCAUUUCUUUGUGCCAUGAUAGCUCUGACCAGAGCUGCUGCUCUUGGGGCCGCGAUCGAAACAGCAAAGAAUCACCUGGUCAAUGGGUCCGCAUCUUGUCCUGGUGGCUGGUCUGAGACCAAUGGGAGAUGCUUCCUCUUCGUUCCAGGAGCCAUGACUUGGGCCAAAGCUGAGUCAAACUGUCGCUCUCUGGGUGGACACCUCGCAUCCAUUCACAACAUCCUGGAGUACCAUGCGAUUCAGAAUCUGAUCAAGAGCGCCACUUAUGAAAACAAAGCAACAUGGGCCGGAGGCUCUGAUGCACAAGUGGAGGGUGAGUGGUUCUGGAGCGAUGGUACCCGAUUCAGUUUUCCAACUGUGUCCUGGAAACCCAAUAACGACAGAAGCCAGCAUUGCCUUCAGAUCAAUUAUGGAGGUUUCACUAUUGUCAUGUGA
Messenger RNA from Larimichthys crocea (large yellow croaker), 496 nucleotides. Its product is annotated as galactose-specific lectin nattectin. The record is from RefSeq and is a predicted model, not a curated record. Lineage: Eukaryota; Metazoa; Chordata; Actinopteri; Sciaenidae.